CAAGAAAACACGUCUCUGGGGGAGAUACCUGCUAAGGGCAGAAUCUGCACGCCGUGAUACAUAGGAAUGGAAGGUGUUUGUGGUCUUUUGUUAGGAACAUUUUGUUUCACUGCAGACAUAAUUUGGUUAAGGAGCCCGAAUUAAAAGUGGCCACAAAUUCACAUGACCUGUAACGUAAAUGCAAAAGCCCGCAGCAGACGGCGAGUGUGGGCGCCGGAACCCUUCCGUCGGGGCUUUGUUGUGAGGGGGGACCGGAAGAGGACUGCGAUUCUUGUGGCGAGGUGGCGAGGCGGAAGGCUGCGCUCUCGUGGUGUUCGUUUUCUGGAAGCGUUUGGGUUGGGGCGGCCCAGCGCGGUGGCGGAGGCUCCCCGCGCAGCUUACGCGGCGGGCAGCGGCGGGCAGCGGCGGGGAGCGGCGGGCAGCGGCGGGGAGCGGCGGGGAGCGGCGGGGAGCGGCGGCCGGGUGACCUCCCCUGCCCGCCCCGGCGGCUACGAUCCAUCCCCCAGUCCGCAGAAGCGGGGAAAGCUGAGGAUGGAUCUGCGCCUGGGAGAGCGUCUCCCGCGGGCCGCCGGAAGCCCUCAAAUUGAAAAAAUGUCUACUCUGUAUAGAGUAUACAUAAAUAUUCUGUGUGUCGAUCCUGAUCAUACCUUUGUGUUGUUUUUGAGACUUGGCCUCACAGUGUGGCCUUGGCUAACCUGGAACUUACUGUGUAGACCAGCUUACUCGGGGAAUCGGCUCACUAGGAGUCUACAGAUUAAGCCACGGGAAUUCAGUGAACACAGGACCAUGUGGUUUAGAUCCUACAGGGUGACUUUUUCCUGUUUGAACAGAAUAAAAACUUACAGGACUCCUUGGAAAAGAUUGUACAGUACUUCACAAACAACAAUUGACAGCAGGGAGUUAAAAACCUUCUUGGCCCUGGCUCACAAGUGGUGGGAUGAGCAAGGAGUGUUUGCGCCUCUUCACUCUCUGAAUGACCUGAGGGUGCCGUUCAUCAGAGACAAUCUUUUGAGAACAAGUGCCAGUCACCAUCCUGGAAAGCCCUUGUCUGGGAUGAGGAUUCUUGACGUUGGCUGUGGCGGUGGGUUAUUAACUGAACCUCUAGGUCGACUAGGGGCUUCAGUGACGGGAAUCGACCCGGUGGCUGAAAACAUCAGGGUAGCGCAGCAUCAUAAAUCAUUUGACCCAGUCCUGGACGAGAGGAUAGAGUACGAGGCGUGCUCCCUGGAGGAGACUGUGGAUGAGCGUGCGGAAAGUUUCGAUGUUGUCGUGGCCUCGGAGGUGGUCGAGCAUGUGGCCAACCUUGAAGUGUUUUUGCAGUGCUGCUGUCAAGUUCUAAAACCUGGUGGCUCUUUAUUCGUCACUACGAUCAACAGAACACAGCUGUCCUACGCCUUGGGGAUUGUCUUCUCAGAGCAAAUUGCAGGCUUUGUUCCAAAAGGUACUCACAGGUGGGAGAAGUUUGUUUCACCUGAAAAGCUGGAGAGUAUCUUGGAAUCAAAUGGUCUGUCGGUUCAGACUGUGGCAGGAAUGCUCUAUAACCCCUUCUCACGCUGCUGGCAUUGGAGUGACAGCACCAGCCUUAACUACGCAGCCCAUGCUGUGAGAGCCAGUGCUCAGGACCAGCUGCAGCCUGCUGAGUCCCAUGUAAAGGGGGGAACGGAAGCCAUCCAAGCUAAUGCCUCCAGCCACCCAAGAGCGCAUGAAGAGCAGAAGAACUGAGAUACCUCUUCUUGCUUAAAGCCUUGUUGUUUACAAACUCAGAAAACUUAUUUUUUGAGAGAGAGUCUGAAGAACAGAAGGUCAAUAAAAAUAUCUGAAUCAUUGGAGAAAAGUUUCUGUGUCCCCUAAGAGACACUUUUUGAGGAAUUUUCUGCUGAGGUUCAUCAAGUGUGGCCAAGGAGUUUAGUCUCUCACCUUUUAUUAUAGAGAUGUAUGUUCAGUUCAUUUUAGGUAUUAGGCAUUUUCACAUGUAUAUACAGAAACAUUCUGUUAUUUAUUUUAACUCAAGGAAUCUCUGUUGUGUGUGGUCUUCCUUUAUUUUUAGUUAAAAUAUACAAGACCCCUGAUUUAUAAAA
Messenger RNA from Meriones unguiculatus (Mongolian gerbil), 2078 nucleotides. It is a transcript of the gene Coq3, whose product is annotated as coenzyme Q3, methyltransferase. The record is from RefSeq and is a predicted model, not a curated record. Gene Ontology annotation, molecular function: 2-methoxy-6-polyprenyl-1,4-benzoquinol methyltransferase activity. Bases 163 to 1722 code for a protein of 519 amino acids. Gene Ontology annotation, biological process: ubiquinone biosynthetic process. The transcript is spliced from 9 exons. NCBI's taxonomy places the organism in Eukaryota, Metazoa, Chordata, Mammalia, Rodentia, Muridae.